GGCUGUAGUAUCAGUAGUAGCAAUAGGCUAACAUGAGGACUGCUGCCCUAUGGGGCCUGCUGGCUCUUCUGUGUCAGCACACAUUGGUUAGCUGCCACAUACUGGGAAGGACUUCAACCAGUGACCUUGCUCAGCUAAAGUCUUUACUGGAGCACUUUGAGGAGGCACUGGCUGAAGCAGCCCAGGAGGAGGAUUCUGAAGGUGAUUUUGAAGAGACAAACCAAGAGUCUGAACACAGCCAGGUUAGUCGAGAAUGGAGCCAGGAGGAGGAACAACAAUCUCUGUCAGAAAAAACACCAGCAGAGGGCCACAGCAAGCCCAUAAGUCAGAGGAGGCAUCUGCAGGACCUUCUGAUGACCACGAGGAAACGGGCCUCGAGUUGCUUUGGAGCCCGAAUGGACCGAAUAGGAAAUGCCAGUGGUCUGGGAUGCAAUGGGGGAAAAGGAUCCACCACCAUGAUCCACAAUGUGGCUGCAGCCGUUAUCCUGGAAGCACAAGGACUCCUGGGAAGAAGCCAACAGCAGAGAGGCUGCACAUCUACCCCGGCUGGAGGAGCAGCACCAGCCCCUCAGCACCAGCCCCAGCAGUACCAGGUGACGUCCACCCUGAGGAGGAUCAACACCCGCAAAGCUACAGGACCAGAUAAGGUGUUAGGCCAGACUCUGAGAACAUGCGCUGACCAACUAGCAUGA
Molecule: messenger RNA, 692 nt
Organism: Paralichthys olivaceus (Japanese flounder)
Lineage: Eukaryota; Metazoa; Chordata; Actinopteri; Pleuronectiformes; Paralichthyidae
Source: RefSeq, a predicted model, not a curated record